Molecule: messenger RNA, 5308 nt
Organism: Megalopta genalis
Lineage: Eukaryota; Metazoa; Arthropoda; Insecta; Hymenoptera; Halictidae
Source: RefSeq, a predicted model, not a curated record
ACACCCCGAUAACAAUUCUAUCAACAAGAAAAACCACUGAGGACGGUCGCGUAGGUUAUUAUAACGGUUAAUUAUUUAAAUUUGUUCUACCAAUAAAGAAGGCAAUGCCAGCUAUAGUUAUCAAAGAUUAUACGUGGAGACAAACGUCAGAAUUAGUCAUUCUAAAUAUACCUUUGAGAGGUAAUCCAACCAAUGUGGACGUGUUCGUGAUCGAUAAUUACGUGAAGGUCAGUUUCCCACCCUUCAUAUUGGAACUGUUUCUCUGGUCCGAUAUCGUCGAAGAGGGAAGUAAAUGCAUUAUUACGAAUCAAGAAGCGAUUCUCUCGUUACAGAAAACGGAAGUUACCAUAGAAUGGCCCUCGCUCGAAAUAGAAAACAUAGACAAAGAUACGAAAAGAAAAUAUCGCAACCAAGCUUUAGAACGUGCACAAACGAAGGCUGAAGAGCUCGAGAAGAUUAAAAAGGAAAAGCGUCAAUAUUUGCAAAGAGAGGCGGUUAAAGAGCAGAUCAACAUAAACACGGCCACGUUGAAUAAAAUUGACGCGAUAAGAAAUGCUCAUCGGAAAGAAGCCAUGCGAGACUUGGAAGAUUGGAGGUCGAUGGCCGAGUUACCAUUUCUACCGGAAGUUGGCGGCGAGGUGCAGGAGAACAGAAAGGCUUACAAGCCGCCGCUAAAAUGGUUCCGAGACGACAGCAAUGAAUUAAAAUCUCGAGCAUUAACCGAUGAUGAAAUAUUAGGCGCCGCCAGGAUCACGGAAGUACUCGAUGACGAAAUAUCGAAGCCGGAAGAAGCGUUGAGUCAUUCAAACGAGAACAAGAACAUCGAACUGAAUAGGAAGAUCGUUGAAUUGAAUGAGGAUAAUGAAGAUAUGCACGAGCAGAAGAGGAACAAUGAGAAAAAUUAUUACGACACCACGGAUGACUCAAGCAGCUCAGAAGACUCCGUAGCGAAUGGUCAAUCUAAGCCGGACGAAUUCGUCAAAGAAAUCAGCAAGAAAAAAUUCAGCAACAAAAAGAACAAAUCGAGACCAGGGUGGGAGAGUGUGAAAGCUGCGAUAAACGGCAGGCUUGUGAAAAGAAACAGUAUAUUCGAUGAUCCGUCGAAGUCGGUUCCAUUGCCGCGAAAAAAGGGGACUAUCAACGUCACUUUCUCGGACCGGAAGUUCCCUACUCCUGCCAGGGAAAGCUCUCAUCUCGAGGAACAAGAAUGGCUAGAAAAACAAGCGGAAGCGAGACGCAAAAUAGGAUUCGACUCUGCGGACCUGCGACCGGAAGAACGCGAUCCACAGUGGCUGAAAAACAAAGGAGACGAAUUCUUUAAAGUCGGAAACUACUUGGCUGCAAUUAGUGCUUAUAGUUACGGCAUCAAGAUCAGCGAUAAGCUAACGUCACUGUUUGUGAACCGGUCGGCAGCGCAAUACGCGUUGGGGAAUUACUGCAGAUGCAUAGAAGACUGUUCAAAAGCACUGGAACUAAUGGAGCCGAAAUGCGAGAGCAACCGUGAGUCUCGAGCCAGAUGUCACGCUCGACGAGGCGCGGCUCUUUGUAAAUUGUCCUCGCCUCAGCACGGAAUUCCCGAGCUGGAAGCUGCCCUGAAAUUGGCGCCGGACAAUGACAGCAUAAAGCGCGACGUUCUAGUUGCGAAACAGUAUUUCGACCAGAAGGAUUAAGGUCCAAGACCGAUGACCGAUUGCUGUUGUCCUCUGACGGUCCUUAGCGAUCGGUCUGAACGAAGAAUAGAAUACACAACGUUAUCGAAGAAACGUUGACCGUUUAUUUAUAUAUUAAACAGAGAACAAUGUAAUACGUUAGUAAAAUAUCACAGUCGGGUGUCCUGAAAGGUGUUAUACCGAGGAACUUGUCUUACAUCUAAGUCGCCUUAUCGCCUAACUAGAACGCUACGUUUUUGUACACGAACAACAGAGACUAAUCGCAACUACUUUACAACACCAGUCCGAUCGGAUCAGUCGAACUUGAUCAGUUUCUUGUCGACGCAUCCGCACUUGGUGUGCUCCAACGCGUGUAUCACUUCAUGGUGUCUGUCUCGUUGCCGGUCGAUCGUGUGCUUCACCGUGAACACCAGACUGACGUUCCUAGUCUCGACGGGCGCGCAAAUCUGUUUCGGGUCAGGGCAACACCCGGCACCGUCGCAACGCGUCAGGACCGUCGAAGCCGGAUAGAAAACUUCGUCGGGACUUGGACCAACAGUUAGCAGCUCCUCCACUGGCACCGCUCUCGGUUGAGGCAUAGAGCACCGAAACUCGUGCACCAGUUGUACGUGGUUCAGAAAUCCACUGUCCCUGGAAAAUUUGAAAGCGGUCGUCACCUUUGCCUGUCAGAAUCACAUGACCGACGCUCGAUCUACAUUUGUAACACUUUGCCUGUCGACGAUCGCUCAUGUAACAGUUUCUUUUGCGGCUAUCAUUCGCAAGAAAAUUGUUCAACUUCUUUCAGAAGUAGCGCAGUCAUUGGGAGACCUGUUGAAUAGGCUUUCUAUCGAAGGCUUGUGUCAGCUCCGGAGAUGCAACUCUUGAAUGAAACUCGGAGAACUGGAGGACCUACUUCCGUCGAUCGUUCCGUUCACUCCGACAGAUCGUUCGCGAUUGUCCAAGACCGGCCACUGGGACUACUCUCUUCUGCGAUCUGAAUUCUUUCUCCCUCUCUCUAUAUAUACAUGUAACUUUCAUCCUCGGCCCCCUGCCUCUUCUCUUUCUCUGAUUUCUCUUUGUCUCUCCUGGGAUCUGCGCUGUGGUAUCGUUUCGUCCUGUCCUCGAGGCGAUUCGCACCGUCUCCCUCUUGGUUCCCGGUAAUUUUCUGGUGGCAAUGACAACGGCCCUACCCCCGUCAACGCCGGUUUUUGUCGCCUCGUCGAACAUCGAACACCGCCGCAGGUACUCCGAAGAGCCUUCACCUAGAACCGCCGCAUCUACUGUUGCAUCUGGAUGACUAACGCGAACGAAGCAAGGUCCGGUCGAAUACCGAAUCGUAUUCCCGGCGAAAUUUGUCACCGAUCGACCGAGAUCUCACGCUUCCCGCAGAUGGAAAGCUGAACCGUUCAUCGCUGUCCGAACCGAAUCUUUUGCAUCCGGUGCUCCAAUUUCUUCCAACGAAAGAAUCUGAUCGAACAACAAAAGAAAUUAAGAUCAAUUUACAAACUACAGCAUCGAUGUAGAUAGAGAGACUACUGUUAGUCGAGCGAGACUGCGCCCGGGCACCGCAUAGAACGCAUUCUUCCUCGAUCGACGCCGUUGUAUGAUGCGACAGGUUGCAGUGAGUCACCGCGGUGCACUCGUCUGCCCAGUGUCUGGUUGCAGCAGGGUCCGUUCACAACAUUCUUCGUCACUUUCCUUGAUUUUUUUGCAAAAGAGGUCGACGCACGCACCAUGAUUCCGAUAUCUGCCACCGGAGAAAGAGUCUUAGUCAGCAGAGAUCGUAUCGUGACGUGAAUCAACGAUUCUAGAAAUUCGGGAACACCAAAUUGCGUGAUCAUCCGUUCACGUCGAACCGGCUUUAUGGGGAACUGACUCACACCAUGGUUCAUAGUUUCGCGAAUCUAUGAACCGAACUACGUGCCGUAGGUGUGUACCCCAGACCCCAGUCGAUGACCUUGGGAGUGUCGUCAUCGCGAGCAUCGUCAUUGCCAAGUUAAAAUUCAUAAAGAUCGACGGAUUUCUAUUUCGGUCCCGGCACAUAGUUGUGCUCGUGAAAUUUCUCGUUUCAAAACAGGAUACUCGCGGCGAUCGUUGCGACACAGCAAGACUAUGACGUAGGAAUCGGAAAAGAAACUCCUUGACCGAUGGACGGAGUUUCGAUAGGUCCGCUCGAGUCCAUUGGAUUCGUCGAUUAGUAACUCCGAUUACAAGAUCGCGGACCUUUAUGCAAUAUAAAAAUGUUUUCCAUUCGGCGCAAGUAGCAGAAGUCGCUCGGAGAUCGCUGUCUUUCUUUAAUUACUUCAAUAAGCCCAAACUGUUGAUCGUUUUUUUAUAUAAAUGCAUAAAAUCCGCGGUCUACUGAUUAUUCUAACAAGUCGUUGUUGCUUCGAAAAAAUAAUAAAAGAAUUGCGAGAACAGGAAGUUUGAUCGUUCUUAUGAAACAAUUUUGUUUUUAUUUUAACAAACAUCAAUGACGCCAGUUGCAAUAUGUUGGCAAAAUUAUUUCACGAAGGACUCGAAAAUGUCCAAUGAUGGAUACAGUUCGACAUUUAUUUGUCAUUAAAAUGAACGACUUUUCUUCGGUCAUGCUACCUGAAAUUCAGUCUCCGCAAUUAUUGAAAGAGUUUUUGCGUGUAUACAAGCCGCGACGGCUAUUUAUAGAAUAUUCCUUUAUAAUUAAAUCGUGAAUCGUCGGUCUGUAGGAAAACGGCAGCAUUAAGUCCGAACGAAAUUGGAAUACGAAUUGCCUGUGGUCAAUUAUCCUGCCGCGAGGGAUAUCCCUCUGACGUCAUCGGCUACGUGUGCCAAUCAUGUCCCGUUCUUCUACCGGCGAUCUGUAAUGAAAACUGUCGCAACGACCACCUGGGAAUUCCCUGACGAAGGGCUUUACGCAAAUAUUCAAUUACAUUUGGAAAUCACAGUUGCAGAAAUAUGGGUGCGGUACGACUUUUCGAACCGUGGAAAAUCAGCAUUGAAGGUAACGAGAAAUUCGCGCGGGUUAAACAGAAUCCAACCGCCAAUGAAUCAUGGUCACCGUGACGCAAACUCACCACCGCACCAGGAAAACUUGCGACCGGCUCGGCGCAUCGGCGGGUCUCGAAAAUCUCGAUGAAAAUGAAAAAAAAAGAAGAAACAACCCGCGAAACUCUCUGUAAUCGAGACGCAAUGUCCCGCGGACGUCGUUACCGGGAUCGUUAUCGACGGGAGCCCACGAAAAUUCGUAAACAAUGCUGCGCGCGAACCACCGCGAGCGAUAAACAGGCUACAUUAAGAUUCUGUCUCAGCUUUAGCGUCGGAGUGGUGAGUUGUUCGUGUGUCGUAUCAAUAGAUGGGAAGUCGAAGUUCGAGCUUGAUAUAAGCACGUUUCGCGCCGCAUUAUCGGGAACGUUAGUCGAUCGCGACGAGGCGAGCGGGCAGAUGCUGCGAAUAAUUUCCAGCGGUAAUUUGGAAGAUCGCGGGGCGCGUGUGCUUUUUCGUUUGCGAUCGAGUCGACGAUUUAAAGGAGAGAAGCUAGACGGGCUAAACGGGCCGGAUGGGGCCUCUGUAACGGCGACGAUCGCGGUGAUGAUUUCUGUAUGACGGUCGAUGCACGCGAACGCGAAAGAUCGCGCGACAAUUGCCGUGUUCCGCCCGUAAAAUAAAUAUUUCAACCGAGA